Molecule: messenger RNA, 1038 nt
Organism: Aspergillus caelatus
Lineage: Eukaryota; Fungi; Ascomycota; Eurotiomycetes; Eurotiales; Aspergillaceae
Product: putative transcription regulator PAB1642
Exons: 1
Coding region: 83-844 (253 amino acids)
Source: RefSeq, a predicted model, not a curated record
CAAACACUCCCUCCCCAAACAUACAUCAACAUCACCACACACUCACAACUAAACCCCAAAACCACCCAAUUCUAAAACCAAAAUGCCCGGAGGACUAACAACGCACCUAAAAACCCACAACCCCUCCACCUACCACAGCGCAACGACACACCCUUUCCUCGUGGCCGCGGGCAAGGGCCAACUCCCCAAAUCCACGUUGGCCAAAUGGCUUUCGCAAGACCGGCUCUAUGCGCAAUCCUAUGUCCGAUUCAUUGGACUCCUGCUAUCUAAAUGUCAACUUCCGCAUACGCCCAAUAACGCUGAGACAGUGCUCGAGCGACGGAUCGUCGCGGUGCUCAUCGAUGCGCUGGUGAAUAUUCAACGUGAGAUCGGCUUCUUCGAGGAGGUGGCGAGGGAGUAUGGGUUGGAUUUGGCAGUUGUGCCAGAGGGGGAGGAGACAUUCGGGCCGGGGACGAUUACGCAGGCGUACAUUGAUAUGUUUAUGUCGGCGGGUAGUCCUGCGGCGAGUUUGUUGGAGGGAUUGGUUGUUUUGUGGGCUACUGAGGUGUGUUAUCUGGAGUCUUGGGAGGGGGCGAAGCGGGUUAUGGGGAAUGGGAGCGAGAGUGGGAGUGGGAAAAGGGAUUUGGAUGGCGGGGCGCUGAGGGAGAGGUUUAUUCCUAAUUGGACGAGUCUGGAGUUCAGGGAGUUUGUGGAGGGGAUUGCGGAGGUAGUUGAUGCUCUGGCUUCGAGGGUACUGAAUAAUGAGGAGGGGGACGUGAUGGCCCGGUGUGAAAGGUGGUGGAGGCAGGUGAAGUGGUUGGAGGAGAGGUUUUGGCCGGAUGUUCCUGUUGCGGAUCAGGACUGAGAUGCUGUUGGGAUUGAGUAAAGAUCAAUGAUAUGAUAUGGUAUAAAUGAUACUAAUAGCUAUAGGUACAUUAUCUCAUUGCUCACGUCAAGUACAUCAGAAAAGCAGGAAAACCAGAGAGCCUCCUGGUUAAAAAAUCACGACACCAUCCAUUCAUUCUGUUUGCUCCGUUCUAUGCGGGUCUGCUCUAGCAA